CUGGCUGCAGCCUGCUGCACUCACACUCAGCUCCCAUUGAACAGCAGUGGACUCAGUGCUACAGGCAGACCUACUAAAAGAAGGCUGUUUUUUUGGGGCUGGAGCCUCUGACUCUGCAGACAGACAUGUUACCGAAGACACGUCUGGGGAAGCGUUCUCCUUUUGGGGCGUUGGUGGUGAGCUCCUCCUGCCCGCCGGCGGGACCGGGCCUGGAGACGGGUGAGACCGCCGUCACCAUGGCAUCGGCAGCAGGGCAACAGGCCGUCGGCAGAGUCAAAGGUCAUCCCGGGCUGAAGGUGUAUUUUCAUUGCGGGGGGACAGGAAGUGAGUCUGCAGGCGCGGGGGAUCCGCCGAGCGACCUUUCUGUCUGGUCUUCAUCUGGUUCGUCCUCCGUGUCUCCGUCCUGCAUCAGAUCUGUCUCCUCCUGCAUCGACGUCCCCAGAAGGCGCCGGAGCCCGGGGGAGGUGGAGAUGGACGAGCUCAUGGCGGCCAUGGUUCUCAGCAGUUUGUCGUGCAGCCCGCUGCUUCACAGCCCUCCCCACCCAGACCCAACAGCUGCUCCGAUGGACUGCGGCAGCGGCCUGCUCUCCGACAGCGGCAGCAGCGGCUACUGGAGCGUCGGCCACAGCAACGGGAGCCCCGCCCCCUCUCCACCAAUGGCAGAGGCCGACACCGGCUUGGCCACGCCCCUUGACGAAGGACUGGACAUGGAGCUGGAGCAGGUGUUGUUUGACGAGCCAGCGCCACGGAAACGCAGGAACUCGGUGAAGACGGCGUUCCGGUGUCUGUGGCCCAGCUGUGGGAAGGUGCUGACGUCCGUGGUCGGGAUGAAACGCCACAUCCGGACAACUCACCUGUACCGCGGCGGCGAACACGAGCGUUGUUCCCGCAGCGAGGAGGAUUUCUACUACACAGAGAUUACCCAGAGGGCCGAGCAGCAGCAGCAGCAUUCUCCUCCUCGUGCCCCCGCCUCCCCCACCCAUUCCCCCCCCUCCUCCCCUCCCAGCCCCCCCCCUCCCUCCCCCCCGUCCCCCCCACCCCCCGCCUGCAGCGCCCUGAGUCGCUCCGCCCCCUCCGCGCCCGCCAGUUUCACACAGGUCCAAUCGGAUCACUCCUACCAGGCACCGCCCAUCAGUUACGUCACGUCAACUGAAGCUUUGACCGCGCCCGCCUGCCGCUGGACGGCCCCGACCUCCGGCUGCUCCCGACAGGGUCUGGCGUUCCGGGUGCGUUCGCUCAGCGUUGGCGAGCAGUGGCUGCAGCAUCAGAGCGCCCCCUGCAGGAGGAUUCGUGGCGAGGCCAAGAAGUGCCGUAAAGUUUACGGCAUCGAGCACAGAGACCAGUGGUGCACGGCGUGCCGCUGGAAGAAAGCUUGCCAACGCUUCCACGACUGAACGAGAGAAGGAACGGGAGCAAGAGGAGGAAAAGGACCAGAAGAAACAGAAAGGACUGAAGCCGGCUGUAACUUUCAGCCUCACCUGGUGGAUCUUUUAUACCUUCUUAUGUCUGAAACCAGAACUAUUUUUUUGUUUUUUUACACUCUUUCUACAUUUGCUAGAAUUGUCUUUUUUGAAUGUGUUUUUCCAAAUGUAUUUUGUAGACGUUGUGUCCUGUCGGUGCUUUUUCGAUGAACACGUUGGGGCAGCUAUGAUGUGACCAGCUACGAGUUUUUGCGUCCGGCCAACUCUCCUCAGGUGUUCUUAAAAAAAAACA
Molecule: messenger RNA, 1713 nt
Organism: Sander lucioperca (pikeperch)
Lineage: Eukaryota; Metazoa; Chordata; Actinopteri; Perciformes; Percidae
Product: zinc finger protein 395-like
Exons: 10
Coding region: 126-1394 (422 amino acids)
Biological process (GO): regulation of transcription by RNA polymerase II
Cellular component (GO): nucleus
Molecular function (GO): DNA-binding transcription factor activity; RNA polymerase II cis-regulatory region sequence-specific DNA binding
Source: RefSeq, a predicted model, not a curated record